This is a messenger RNA of Gigantopelta aegis, 5083 nucleotides long. Its product is annotated as sodium/potassium-transporting ATPase subunit beta-1-like. The transcript has 5 exons. Gene Ontology annotation, cellular component: sodium:potassium-exchanging ATPase complex. The coding region runs from base 1 to 963 and encodes 320 amino acids. Gene Ontology annotation, biological process: sodium ion export across plasma membrane; potassium ion import across plasma membrane; intracellular potassium ion homeostasis. Gene Ontology annotation, molecular function: ATPase activator activity. NCBI's taxonomy places the organism in Eukaryota, Metazoa, Mollusca, Gastropoda, Neomphalida, Peltospiridae. The record is from RefSeq and is a predicted model, not a curated record.
AUGGCGACUUACGGCAGAAUAUCAAGCGGGGACAAGGCGAACAUUGUAGAAGAAGAUGGUUGUGCCACGGACGAGUGGGGAGUCAGGUAUCAGGGACACUCCCGUCCUGACGGUGGGGGGUUGUUCGGGAAGGGUUUCGGCCUCAAGUCUAAGUGCGAGCAACUGCGUCGUUGGCGCUGUAUCAUCGUGACGUUGUUGGCGGUGUGCGCGUUGUUGCUGAUGAUCGUCAUAAUCGUUGUUACGCGGACGAGUGCCAACCACACUGACGGCCACAGUCAUAUAAGACCCUUCUUCAAGAAGUGGUCCAAUUCCACUGACGGUCUGUAUUUUAUGCCAAGGGGUCGUGAUGGAACUGUUCUCAUAGAGUUUAACGUCAACCAGUAUAGCGGCGAAGGCUAUGGCCAAUACAUGGAGUUUCUUGACUACCAUCUACAUGAUUAUCAUGCGAUGAACCAACAGGACAAAGUGUACCACGUGUGCAACAAGACGGACGCCCCUGAAGACAAGGUGUGCAUGUUCGACCUCACUCUGCUCAACGACUGCGAUCAUUUCCACGAGUACGGCUACACAUCCGGAACACCCUGUGUCUUGUUUUUCCUCAACCCACCUCGCCAUCAUUCUCCAAAACCAUUUCCAAAAGAUUCUGAAGUUGGCAAAAUGUUGGGAGAUCGCUGGUCGCCAGACCACAUUGGCCUCAAUUGUGUUCCAGUGAGUGACGAGGAUAAGAAGCACAUAGGUAAUCAGACGAUACAUGGUGCCCCGAUACAGUACUUCCCACCCAAGGGAUUCCCCACCUACUAUUACAGAAACAGCACCAUUUCCAAAUUCCUGGUUCCAAUUGUAAUGGUUAGAUUCAACACCAUUGCUACCUCUGCUUAUGUCCAUAUCAACUGUACUGCAUGGGCCACAAACUUCAAAAACUCUGAAUACUACAGCAAGACGUUUGGCUUCUAUAUCAAGUAGACAGGCACGUGUGGUCAGUACAUAUAAUAAUUAUGUAUUAUCCAGGUUUCAUUGCAGUUUUUAAAAAGCAUUGCAUACAGACAGGGAUACCCACAAAAUUUCAGAUAUAAUAAAAAACACAAUUACACUUGAAAAGUUGUUUAACUUCAGCAUGAGUACUGAUAGGCUUCGAAGCCCAUCAAGGUCAUACCCUGGAAUAAAUCUCUGGUGAAAUGCGUGACAUAUAUGUCUGUUAAUACUGUCCCAACAUCUGAAGAUGGACCAAUAUAAAUAUGACAGUCUUUUAGUCAGAUUUCUGUGUGACGCCUUUAAUAUUUGUAUUAUGGUGAGAGAAAUGUAAUAUCCGACAUAUGAAAGUCUAAUGAAUUUCAUUGAAAAUGCAGCAGUCAGAUUCGUAUAUGAGAAGAAUAAAAGAAUAUGCUUAACUGAUAUUUAACAAUGUAUUCUGGUAGGCAGUAAAUAAACCUAAAAUUGUAUACAUUGGUUAGAGUUAUUGUUUUGAAGAAACAUCACUAAUACUAGUAGCAAUAACAACUACAUAUUAGAUGGUGAUGAAUGUAAUUAAUAUGCUUGCUUCAAUAUAAUUGAAAUAAACUUUUUGAGUGUUUUAUGAAGGCAAUUUUAGAAUUACAAUGUAAUUAUUGAAAAAGGCUUGUUUAAUCUCCAAGGUCACAUGACACUGAUUAAGGUAAGAUGGUGCUAGACUAUUGAGACAUGGUGAUGCACCAUGUUAAAACAAGCUAGGGAAACUAUUGUGUCCAUACAUAUAGUACUAACCAGCAUUUGAAAGCCAUGCGACCAUAGUGGCCACUUUUGAUUGUUGUAAUAUUACAUUUUGGCCAAAAUUAUAAGUUUCACUGUGCAUCCAUCUUAUCUAAUAGAAAAUAUUGUGUAUGUCAGGUUGUACAUGUAAGUAACCAUUUGUUUUUAAAUACCAAAAUCACUGUGUCAUAUUUAUAUUGUAUCUGUCUUAAAAUGUACAAAAAUUAUGCAUGUUAAAAAGCCACUAUUUUUCAAAAAAUUUAAAUAUCCAUUUUAUUUUUUUAUUGUUUUACCUCGACAAAGUUUGAAAGUGAUAUUUAGGUGUUACAUUUCUAGUGGUGGCAGUGGCAUCAACAUUUUAUGUUUACAUGUCGAUAUUUCUUGCACAAACUAGUAAUCAAUGAAACUUGGAUCAUGUUUUACAAGAUGAAUUUUAACCAGUGUAUGGCAGGUGAGACAUUUAAUUCCACGGUACUCUUGUCUUUGAGUUUUAUUUCAAAACCAGAAUAUUCACAGGUGGGUUUGUUUUUUUAUCCAUCUACCAGUACUGUAAAGUAACUGUAAUAGAGCGACGUUGAACAUUGCAUGUUUCACUACCAAACCUGAAUUAUUUCCAUGUGAGUCAGAAUACUAUUGUAGCACAAGAGAGCCUGUAUUAUUUAUUAUUAGAAAGCCAUUUUGACUGUGACAUUUAAUUACCUGACCUGAAUUAUCGUACUUGUGUGGUGUCCAUUUAUUCUCAUUUCAAUCCUGUUAAUUUAUGAAUUAUUGUUAGUCAUUUUGUCAUGUACUUCUCAAACAUGAUAGUUGGUACAUGUAUUAGAAACCACGUGUGCCUUAUAUAGCAGCAUGUUUUAUUUGUGAUUGGCCAGUAUGACAAUUCAGCCUAAUCAUUUGGACCAAUGUUUUGGAUAUAUUAAUUAAUUUUCAAACAAGUCAUUGAGCAGGGAUUCCUCCGCCAGUAGCCAAUUUAUGCAGUUGUUCAUUUUCAUAUACACAUGCUUAUGCUCUUUCAUGGGUAGAAAAAACUUUUACAAACCAAAGCUGAAAACAGCCACUUGGUCUGUGAACAAUAUAGGGCACAUUUGCUAUUUGCUUAAGACCAGGGGCUAUUUUAUCUUAUAUGAAAAUUAUUGAUCUUUGAGAUAAAAUAUUUUGUAAAUCAUUUUGAUUUUCCACCAAAUAUGAUGAGAGUAAAUUUUGUUUUGUUAAAACACAGAACAUAAUGUUUUGAUGUAUAGUGCAUCAAUGUAUUAUAUGGUAAAAGUUGGAAAUGUAUUAUGAAAACCACAAAUAAUUUAACUACCAUACAUCUUCGGCAACCUUUUUUGUUGUUGUUGUAAGACCAUAGGAACCUAUUUGAAAAUUAACAAAUAUUAUUUUAUUAAUUUGUCCUCAACUAAAACUGUACAAUUUAUUUUGCUACGCUUGCCCAUGUACCAUUACAAAGUUACUUAAGAACACUGUCAGGUGUUAGUAGUGCCAAGAUGCCACCAAUUUCAAGACUAGCCUGGAAACUGGCAGAAACUAAAACCAAUAUAGACUGAGCCAUGUAUUUUAACGUUUCAUUUUUAGCCAGAUAUUCUUGGUAGAUAGUUGCUUAAAUGCUUUGUAUGCUAAGCCAAGCUUUUGUACACCAGUUUCUGUACCCUAAUAAUAAGAUAUCUUGUACUUGCUAAAGCUUUAAUUCUUGCCUGGUUUAUAGAAUGUUUAAGAACAACAGUCUGUGGUUAGUGCUGAACUGCAGUGUUGAAUAACAAGAAACUGAAAGUCACUGAGAUACACCUAUACAUUUUAGAUAGACAUAUAGUCAAUGGCAGAUACAUAUGGAAGUCCCAGAGGACCCGGAUUCCCCCAUUUACUAACCUAAAUUUAACCAUCCCACAAAAAAACCCAUGUAUUAAUUAUUUUAUGUAAAAACAGUCUUGCACAUUUUUUGUAUGAUCAGAAUAAAUAUAAAACCUUUAAAUCUUGGUAUAAAAAAUUAAAUAUAUUUUUAAGGUUACAAGAAAUCAUGUUUUUUUUAGCUGGCAUUGUUUGUUUGUUUGUUGUUGUUUUUUUAGCUGGGUAUUAUUAACCACUGUAAAAACAAACUGUUAUCCACUUUUUUUUGACAUGUUGUAAUUAUCAAUCUGUCAAACACUGGUGCUUUCUUAUUGUUUUUAAACUAUAUUUAAUGUUGUAAUAAUCUUGUUAUUUUACCAGCCUCCAUGUGAUGUUGUAUAGUUCCUAGGUUUAAUACUUUUGUGUAUAUAUUUAAUUAUUUACAUUCUUCCAUUUAUCUGUAAUAUUCACCUUGACAUAGCUAAGGGGAGGAUCAUCACACCUCUAUUUGCAUGUUGCCUGAAAUGAUGACUUGUAGACAGUGUGGAUGGCCCCCCAGUAUAACAUCGCGGCUACGCUAAUGAAUAUUCAUGUAGGUAAAUAGGGCAUGCUGUGAAUAUACAUUCAUAAAUUAUUGGAAAUGGAAGACUUCUCUUUUGUUAAUCCACAUUCUUUAGAUGGGUAGAUUAAGAUACUCUUUUAACAUGCCUAUAUCUAACUCAGGUUCAAGCAUAAAACGUUUUGUCAUACUUAAACUGGAGUUUGGGCACUACGUACUGGAGUUAUGAAGCCUGUUUUGGGGGUUUUCUAAAGUAUCAGGCUCAUAGGAACCAGUGGGAGAAGGUCCAGUGUCCCCACUUGAGGAUGAAAAUCUAUGUCUCUUUGGUCCCGUUUUAUAGAAAUAAAGCUAAAAAUAUAGCUUGUGCACAUCUCAAUUCAGAUAUCGUUCCUGAGUAUACAUGUAACUACCUAUAUUUAUAAUGCUUAACACCUGCAUUUUAAAAAAGCAGGCUUUGUAAAUUCUGCUUUAUAAGAAUUAAUUGCAUGCGGUUUAUAUUCAAUAAUUUAAAUUAAAGUAUUCAGUCCAGAAAAUGUUUUAUAAACACUAACCCAUGUCUUAUUUAUCUCGACCAUGGUAACAACAUAUUGUAUGGGUUUCUUAUCUCCUCAGCAAGGAUUGUAAUAAAGGCCAGCUGUUUCAUUUUCUAGACCAUAUGCUUCUUCGUUUCUUCUACUGUGUGUGUGUCAAAUGAUGUUUAAUUGUAGCUCUUCACUUUGUAAGAUAGGUUUUACUUUUUAAUCCAAAACAGUUUUAACCUGAAGAUUUUUGUAACAUAACCUCAGGAACAUUAAAAAAAGAUUAUUGUCACCUAUGUCCUAUUUGUAGUGUUUUAUUGUAUAUGCUCGAGUUAAUGAAUGAAUACAGCUGACAUAUUGCUAUUACGAGGGUUUCUGCCAGAGGGUAAAACAGGUAUGGCGCCAUACCCAAAUUUUAUUUUUUAAGUUAACUUUUUGACAACAUUAAUUUUUUAUU